Messenger RNA from Mytilus trossulus (common blue mussel), 1848 nucleotides. Its product is annotated as sialin-like. NCBI's taxonomy places the organism in Eukaryota, Metazoa, Mollusca, Bivalvia, Mytilida, Mytilidae. Gene Ontology annotation, molecular function: transmembrane transporter activity. The record is from RefSeq and is a predicted model, not a curated record. Gene Ontology annotation, cellular component: membrane. Bases 264 to 1739 code for a protein of 491 amino acids. Gene Ontology annotation, biological process: transmembrane transport; monoatomic anion transport. The transcript has 11 exons.
UCGUGGAAAUGAUUUAAACUGUAAUAUGCUAAUAUAUGAAAAAUAAACUACAUCGUAUGACAAUAUUCAAAUGGAGUUUGGGGUUAAACAAUGGUUUUAACAGGAACAUAAUAAUCAUUUCUACUUUUAAAGAUACAUUAAUCACGGCCAGUUGGAUAUAAUUACAGUGGUAAUUAAUUACAUAAUAUUUCAAAAGAGAAAAUGUUGUAUUAUAUAAAUAAGCUUGUUUGUUUUUUACGUUUUUAUUUUUAUAUGGAAUAUUCAUGAUGGAAUCUUCCAAGCAAGAUGUACCGUGUAUCUUCUCUCAACGUUGGAUACUUUCAUAUUUUGUUUUUAUCGGCAUCACGUUACAAAAUGCUUUACGAUCCAACUUGAGUGUGGCCAUAGUAUGCAUGGUGAAAACUGGUAACAUUUCUUCGGAAUCUCGUGUAAACAAUAGUUACCCGGAGCACUGCAAGUUACACAUAGAUGGCCAAAUUCCUAUUGAGAAUGCAGAAUUUGAUUGGGACAAAUCGACUCAAGCAAAGUUACUGUCCUCCUUUUUCUAUGGGUACAUAUGCACACAAAUUAUUGGAGGCUGGUUGUCAGAUACAUAUGGCGGUAGACGAGUUUUUGGCAUUGCUUUGAUAAUAUCUGGUAUUUGCUCACUUGUCACACCAGUUUGUGCCAGAACAUCUGUGUAUGCAGUAUUUGUAGCACGUGUUAUCCUAGGACUUUCUUCAGGAGUUGUUCUUCCUUCUGGCAAUUCAAUUAUUGGUCGUUGGGCACCUCUUUUUGAAAAGAGCAAACUGACGUCUUUUGCAUGCUUAGGAGUGGCAUUUGGUAUUGUGGUGUCAUUUAUAACAUCCGGUUACCUUUGUAAGCAUGGCUUUGAUAAUGGCUGGGGAUCCAUUUUCUACUUGACAGGUGGAUUAACCGUUUUGUGGGCUGUAGCAUGGUUUUUAAUUGCACGCGAUACACCAGACCAAAAUAAAUGGAUUUCCAAAGCAGAACUAAAUUAUAUCAAAUCAAACAUACAAUUUGACACAAGCAAAAGGACUGCUGUUGUUCCCUGGUGUCAGAUUGCGACAAAUCCUGCAUUUCUCGCAAUUCUCGUAGCUCACUUUUGUGUAAACUGGGUAUUAUAUGCAUUAGUAACAAGUAUUCCAAUUUUUAUGAAGACAGUUUUAAAAUAUGAUAUAAAAAGUAAUGGAGCUUUAUCGUCAUUGCCUUUUGCUUGCCAAGUAACAACUGGUUUCUUGCUCAGCCAAUUAGUAGAUUUCCUUCGUAAAAGAAGUUUAAUUUCGACUACACUAAUAAGACGCUUAUGUUCCUGUCUAGGUUUUGUUGGCAGUGGAGUGUUUCUUAUAGGAACUGGUUUCACAUCAUGUGAAGAUCGUGAAAUUGCUGUGGUUUUGUUGUCAUUAGCUUUUCUGUUUGCUGGUUUUCACAAUGCUGGAUGCCUUGUUAACAAUAUAGAUAUAGGCCAAAAGUAUGCAGGCACCUUAUUUGGGCUGACCAAUACACUAGCUACAGUUCCUGGCAUGGUGGCACCAAUUGUAACAAGUAUUUUAACACCAAAUGAUACAGCUGAAGAGUGGAGAAACAUGUUUUAUGUGUGCGCUGGAGUAUGCCUGCUUGGAAUUGUUGUUUAUGGAUGCUUGGCGAGUGGCGAAGUUCAAGAAUGGGCCAAAGAUGAAACUGAAGUUAAUAUUGAAAAACCGAAAAAUAUUGAUAAGAAGGAAAAUACAAAGUUUUAAAGUUAAAAACAAAAUGAUAAACAUUUCUUAAAGAUAGUGUGAAAAAGUAUGACAGACUGUUGCACUACCCCACAGUACAACUAUCAAAAUAGAACAAGUGAUUUGUACA